Molecule: messenger RNA, 498 nt
Organism: Penicillium coprophilum
Lineage: Eukaryota; Fungi; Ascomycota; Eurotiomycetes; Eurotiales; Aspergillaceae
Exons: 2
Coding region: 1-498 (165 amino acids)
Source: RefSeq, a predicted model, not a curated record
AUGAUUACUGGUGAACACACUCAAAUAUCUUUUGCCGUUCAUAGGGCAAUUGACAGCGCCCUUCGAAAAAUGAGCCUUGAUAAAGCUAUUCAUGAUUAUGCUUGCGUCGAUAUCGACGUGGGUGGAGUGACAAAACAAGCAGAUAUGGGUUGGGGCCCAAGAAGGCUCCCAAGUGGCUAUCCUAAGCGGCCGACACUUGACCCUACCAGAGGAAAUGUUAAUGUUGUGAUCGCAGCCAUAGUCAACCGCCGGCGUCCUAUGGUUAGUAUUGACAAGUGGAUAUGGGAUGCCGUCAAUGGCAAAUCCCUCAACUGCCAGCAUAUCGAUGUCUCAAAAAGCGAUACAGAUGAAGUCAAACUAUCAGGGGGUCCCCUCAUCAUUCCCUUCCACCUCCUCUUUUUCCGGCAGCCAGAAAUACCACGAGAAACCGACAUAAUCAUCGAUCGGGAAUGGUUGCAGAAGAUCGCUGAGUGGGAAUGGGAUCUGCAGUUUCAGUAG